Molecule: messenger RNA, 669 nt
Organism: Triticum aestivum (bread wheat)
Lineage: Eukaryota; Viridiplantae; Streptophyta; Magnoliopsida; Poales; Poaceae
Exons: 2
Coding region: 161-574 (137 amino acids)
Source: RefSeq, a predicted model, not a curated record
AAAUACCGGUGCCGUUACAGAUCGGAUUUACUGCAGAUUAGUUUUGUUUUUUGCGAGGAAUUACUGCAGAUUAGUUGCGAGGUUGUUACAGAUUUGUCCCGUGCAUAAUUAAAACUCCUCGAUCCCCUCUUUCCUCCCAUCUCCCCAGCUCACAAACCCGAUGACGAAGAUCUUGAGCUUCUCCCGGUCGAAGCGGGCCGAUCGGCCGGAGGAGGAGGAGGAGUCGGCGCCGAUGGUGGCUGCAGGGGAAUACAGGGACCUCGAGGGCGGCGGUAACAAGGACGAAGGGCCGCCGGCGGGCGCCGGCGAUGGUGGCGCGGGCCGUGGCGACGUCGGGCUGUUCCUCGCCGGCCUCGCGGCAUACUUCGUGUCCUUCAUCGGCAUCUACUACAUACUGCUCGGCAAAUUCUACCUCCCGCCCGAGGCGGGGGAGGACGGCGGCGGGCCGGUCGUCAAAGCCGGCGCCGCCCUCCUGGCCGUCGCCGGGGCCACUGCGGGCGGCGUGAUCUCCGCCUGCUGCUGCUGCCGUCGCGCCUCGCCGCCAGCGGAUGACGAGCCAUCGCUAGUUAGUUGAUCAGAGUUACCAUUCGUGUUCCUCAAGCCUGACGAAUAUGGAUCAUGGAGCUGCUGCAAAAUCUCAUUUAUUCAUCUAUUUUAAUUUCUAUGUCA